AUGGCGGCCAUCACAGAGUUUCAGAAGAUAGGCGUCGGCCUGAUGGGGUUUGGAAUGUUCUUUCUUUUGUUUGGAGUCCUGCUGUAUUUUGAUUCUGUCCUGUUGGCGUUUGGAAAUGUACUGUUUUUGUGCGGCCUCACCUUCAUCACGGGAGUCAGACGCACCGUGCACUUCUUCUUCCAGAGACACAAGUUCAAAGGCUCGUUCUUCUUCUUGGGCGGCGUCACUCUGGUGCUCUUCCGCUGGCCCAUCGUCGGCAUGGUGACGGAAUGUUAUGGAUUUGUGCUUUUGUUUAGGUCCUUCUUCCCUGUCGCUGUGAGCUUCGUCCUGUCAGCGGUGGAUCUACCAUUUCUCAGUUCGUGGUUCUCGAGCAGCACGUCGAUGGUCUGA
This is a messenger RNA of Knipowitschia caucasica, 390 nucleotides long. The record is from the annotation of a GenBank genome assembly. NCBI's taxonomy places the organism in Eukaryota, Metazoa, Chordata, Actinopteri, Gobiiformes, Gobiidae.